This is a messenger RNA of Tilletiopsis washingtonensis, 272 nucleotides long. RefSeq lists its product as hypothetical. Bases 75 to 257 code for a protein of 60 amino acids. The transcript has a single exon. NCBI's taxonomy places the organism in Eukaryota, Fungi, Basidiomycota, Exobasidiomycetes, Entylomatales. The record is from RefSeq and is a predicted model, not a curated record.
CGUCGAACUGCGGCAUGUGUGCGGGACAUGGGCGUGGCGCAUCGAGGGCGAGCGCCGAGGCAUGAGCGCCGGAGAUGAGAUGGCACGGCGGGGCUGGGCGAGGCCCGCUCGACGUCAUGCUCGUCCGCUUGGCCGGCAGCAGCAGCAGGCAGCGAGCGCCUCCUCCGACGACGGCGGACAGCGCGCAACACGAGGGUGCAGUGACGGGCAGGCUCACACGCCUGUCUCCCUCCGUCACCGCCCACGGCUUGCGGUGAACGUGCUGCGCCCUC